Molecule: messenger RNA, 2205 nt
Organism: Limanda limanda (common dab)
Lineage: Eukaryota; Metazoa; Chordata; Actinopteri; Pleuronectiformes; Pleuronectidae
Gene: flrt1b
Product: fibronectin leucine rich transmembrane protein 1b
Exons: 1
Coding region: 7-2205 (732 amino acids)
Molecular function (GO): protein binding
Source: RefSeq, a predicted model, not a curated record
ACCAACAUGGCAGCUGAGAGUCUUGCUGAGCUCCGCGACUGGCUCUUUCUGCUUCUCCUGUGCCUCACCUUAUUGGCUGAGGUGCUGGAACUGGCGGCAGCGGCAAUUGCCAUGGAGACGGGCGAGGGAGAUGAGGGCAUUGUUUGUCCCUCAGUGUGCCGCUGUGAUGAGGGUUUUGUCUACUGCAACGACCGUGGCCUCAGCCUAAUUCCUCCACUACCGUUAACAGCUGCCAUCCUCUACUUGCAGAGCAACCGGCUGAGUAAUGCCGGACUGCCUCCCUCACUGGAACGUAGUAAUUCCAUACGAGUGAUUUACCUGUAUGCUAACCAAUUAGAUGAAUUCCCUUUACACCUCCCGCCUUCAUUACGAGAGCUCCAUUUGCAGGAUAAUAAUAUACGAACGUUACCGCGGUCAAGUUUGGCCAAAUUACCAUUGCUAGAACGUUUACACCUGGAUGAUAACUCUAUAUCUACGGUUAGCAUCCAGGAGAGAGCUUUUUCGGGGACUCCACGGCUUCGACUGCUGUUUCUGUCUCGAAACCACCUGUCAAGCAUCCCUGCGGGCAUGCCAGCUUCCUUGGAAGAGUUGCGACUUGAUGACAACAGAAUCAACACCAUACCCACACAUGCCUUCCGGGGGCUCUCCUCACUGCGGCGCUUAGUCCUGGAUGGGAACCUGUUGGCCAACACACGCAUUGCAGAUGACACGUUUUCCCGUCUCUCCAACCUGACUGAGCUGUCGCUGGUCAGGAAUGCCCUGCAGUCACCACCUGUCAAACUGCCUUCAGCUCACCUGAUAAAACUCCAUUUGCAAGACAAUGGAAUGACCCACAUACCAAGGGGGACACUUGAUGGGAUGCGGCGGCUACAGAGGCUUGACCUGUCAGGAAACAAUCUGACCAGUCUCCCCCGAGGACUACUGAAGGACACAGAAAGCCUUGAGAUGCUACUAGUGCGAGGAAACCCCUGGUACUGUGGGUGCAACCUUCGCUGGCUAAACGCCUGGCUGCACAGCCGGGGGGCAGGAGUGACAGUCAGAGGUCUGAGCUGUCAAGGGCCUGAGCCUGUAAGGGGCCAGCUCUUGCGAGACCUAACUGACCUGAUGGAGCAGUGUGAAGGCCCUCCUGUUGGUCCCAGCACUGGAGUCGGGGUGAACCCAGCAGAAAAAGAUGGAGGAAGUGAAGACGGUGUUGGAGGUGGCCAAGCAGUGGCUUCAGAUCCACAUGGCAGCACCACCACUUCCUCUCUGUUGGUCUCCACACAAGGUUCCCUCUUUACCCUGCGAGCCAGGCGGCCGGGCAUUGUUAUGCCUCUGCCUCCCAGUGAAGGAGGACAUAUAUCUGGAGAGGCCUUGGAGCUGACUGUAAAACCUCUCUCUUCAGACAGUGUACUGGUCAGUUGGCUGUGUCCACAACCAGUACCCUCCUUCCGCUUGUCGUGGCUGAGAUUGGGUAGCAGUGCAUCUCUUGGUUCAAUAACGGAGACUUUGGUUCCUGGGGAGAGGACACAGUACCUCCUUAACCAGCUCAGCCCACAUUCACAUUACCUCAUCUGCCUGCUGCCACUACGACAGGAGCACUCCUUUGGGGGUUCUAGCAUGGGUUCAUCGCGAUCUGGCAGCAUGGACACGGACAGUAAAGACUCAUCCCCUGCCUGUGCUCAAAUAGAGACUGGAGCUGCUCUGAUUAGCUCAGGAGGGGAGGGGUCAGAUAAAGAUGGCCAGGACUCAGAGAUAACAGCCCUGCCAUUAGCUGGGAUCAUAGGGGGUGCUACAGCAUUGGUAAGCCUGUUGUUGAUAUUUGGCAUCUUUUGCUGGUAUGGACAGAGGGCAGGUUACAUGUCCGGGGACUCGGGCUCAUACAGCAGGGGCCGAGGUGGAAAAACUUAUGAUGACUAUGUAGAAUCGGGCACCAAGAAAGACACUUCCAUUUUAGAGAUCAGGGCCCCUCCUCCAGGGUUUCAGAUGACAACUAUGGCCCAUCAGCCACUGCAACCGAAGCUGGAGGAUGUCACCUAUAUCCACACCAUUUUCCCCUCCUCUUCUUCUUCCUCCCAAGCUAACGGGACCUACCGGAGCACCCACGGGGCGGGCAGCCUAAAUGGCACCAUUCUCAGCCAAACCAGCCACCAUCAUGUCACUUAUGGCACCAACCGUGGCUACAGAGAUGGGGGUAUCCCCGACAUAGAUUAUGCCUACACGUGA